Molecule: messenger RNA, 1607 nt
Organism: Nilaparvata lugens (brown planthopper)
Lineage: Eukaryota; Metazoa; Arthropoda; Insecta; Hemiptera; Delphacidae
Gene: Arf51F
Product: ADP-ribosylation factor 6
Exons: 6
Coding region: 493-1020 (175 amino acids)
Biological process (GO): vesicle-mediated transport; intracellular protein transport
Cellular component (GO): cytoplasm
Molecular function (GO): GTP binding; GTPase activity
Source: RefSeq, a predicted model, not a curated record
AGUGAAAUUUUUUGCUUGUUCGUUGUUUGAGUGUGAGACUGUGAGUGUGUGUGUGUGUGUAGAUGUUGAUGGUGGAGUCAUCGAAAGAUAAGUCCGUAUGCGUUGACUCGCUGUCAAUAAUUAUUUGUAAUUAUUAUGUUCAGUGGUAAGCAAAAUGUUUUCUGUAGUCUAGUGAUUACUUAAAUUGAACCUAUCUUCAUAAAACUUGUAUAUAGGAAAUGUAUGUAUUGGUGUCGUCUAAUCUACAUCGAUCUAGGCUAGGUUUCCGUUAGGUCACCGCCAUGAAGGAUGGUAACUUCUGUUUUAGCGGUUUUAAGUGUUUUUUGUGAAGUUCAGUGAUUUCUGUGUUUUGGAUCUGCAUACCUACUUGCUGUUCUGAAAGAAACGAAUUUGGUUUUUCUCACUUCCUUUGGAAUAACAUUUAUUCAUUUGACUACAAGUGGACAACAGACGUUGAGUUAAUGAAAGUAGAUUGGCGAGCUUUGAUCCACAAUGGGGAAGUUACUCUCCAAGAUAUUUGGAAACAAGGAGAUGAGGAUACUCAUGCUUGGCCUAGACGCAGCCGGCAAAACCACUAUUUUAUACAAAUUGAAAUUAGGACAAAGUGUAACAACGAUACCCACAGUAGGAUUCAAUGUAGAAACGGUUACCUAUAAAAAUGUUAAAUUCAACGUAUGGGACGUGGGAGGGCAGGACAAGAUCCGGCCGCUGUGGCGACACUACUACACGGGCACGCAGGGCCUGAUCUUCGUGGUGGACUGUGCCGACAGAGACCGCAUCGACGAGGCGCGCCAGGAGUUGCAUCGCAUCAUCAACGACCGCGAAAUGCGAGACGCCAUCAUACUCAUAUUCGCCAACAAACAGGAUCUGCCUGACGCAAUGAAGCCGCACGAGAUCCAGGAGAAGUUGGGCCUGACGCGGAUCCGCGACCGCAACUGGUAUGUGCAGCCGUCAUGCGCCACCACAGGGGAUGGCCUCUACGAGGGACUCACCUGGCUCACCAGCAACCACAAGCUAUGAGACCAGCGACCAGUCCACUCCACGCCACUCCACCACUAGAGCCGACACUGCCAGGCCGUUCACUGAUCAAAUAACCAACUCACAACAAUGAUCGGCUAAUAAAAACAAAGCAGGUUCAAUGUUGUUGUUGUUGUUCGCACAUUUGUGUUCGAUGAUAGGGUUUCGUUUAAACUUUUUAUAGAAUUCAGGACUGUUUACAAACAUUGUACUAUAGACUGUAUGAUUUCGUUGUAAUUUAUUUUGUUAUGAAUGAUGCUGUGCAUCGGAAAAUUUCGACGAGUUUUGUGAAAUAAACUGUUGAAUGUUUUGCUAGCUAGCUAAUUCAUGAUACUCUUUAUCGCUCCGAGUGCGUCUACAAAACCUUCAUUGUGAUUAAUUUUGGUAUGCAUGAUGCUGUGCAUCAUAAGCUUUUUCUGAAUUGAGACUUUUGGAAAAUUAGCUUCAAUUUUGUUGAAUUCUUUGCUAGCUAGUCUGAAUCCAUCUAUAGAACUUUAGAACGUUUUAUAGAAUUUGGGGACUAUUUAUGCACACCAUACUCUAGAAUAUACUUUGAUUCCUUAAAUUCUGUGAUUUCGAACUUCUAGUUG